Messenger RNA from Sclerotinia sclerotiorum 1980 UF-70, 1863 nucleotides. RefSeq lists its product as hypothetical. Lineage: Eukaryota; Fungi; Ascomycota; Leotiomycetes; Helotiales; Sclerotiniaceae. Gene Ontology annotation, cellular component: mitochondrion. The record is from RefSeq and is a predicted model, not a curated record. The transcript has a single exon. Gene Ontology annotation, biological process: peptide metabolic process. Gene Ontology annotation, molecular function: metalloendopeptidase activity. Bases 1 to 1863 code for a protein of 620 amino acids.
AUGUUUGAGUAUAUGAAUAUUCUGAAUACAACUACUGGACUGGAUAAACAACUCGAAGUAGCUAUGGGAACGCCGGAGAUUGUGGCAGGAUGGACAGAGGAGGAAGUGGUAGUUGCAGACAUUCUAAAAAAAGAUUUUGCAAAAUCUGCCAUUGACCUGCCUCGUGCCCAGCGAGAGAAGUUUGUUGCUCUUUCGCAGGAAAUUAGUGAAAUUGGUCCUGACUUCGUUGAUUAUAUGACACCCGCGAAAUCCUACUUAACCUUUGAGAGUAGUAAGCUGAAAGGCAUGGAUCCAGUUCUUGUGAGGGAACAUACGACAUGGGGACAGACUAAAAUACCAACCAUUGGAGGUGCUGCAGCAGCAGCUAUUAGAACAGUCCAAAAUGAAGAAGUUAGAAGAGAGAUCUUUAUGGCCACCCGCACCGCCUCAAGAAAUACAGUCCAUAAACUGGAGGAGCUGAUGCGCAAAAGGGCGGAGCUGGCCAAACUCUCAAGGUACGAAAGUUACUCCCAACUAGCCUUAGGAGACAAAAUGGCCAAAAGCCCAGCAUCCGUGACACAGUUCUUGGAGGCAUUAGCAAAGGAUAACAAUAAGAUUGUUCAAGGAGAAGUUUCCGAGCUCCUCAAAUUUAAAUUCUCGAAUCCUAAUGCGUCGUCCCCCGGCUUACAGCCAUGGGAUAAAGAUUAUUACAUGUCGCGAAUUUUGGCUUCUGUUCGUUCGCACUCUCGCAAUUCGGAUUUCCUUUCAGCAUACUUCUCACUUGGUACAGUCAUGCAAGGACUCUCUAGGCUAUUCACACGUCUCUAUGGGGUUAGACUUGCUCCUCAUGAGACAAUGCCAGGAGAAACAUGGAACUCAGAUGUUCGAAGGUUAGAUGUAAUCUCUGAAACAGAUGGCCAUGUUGCUGUACUCUAUUGCGAUCUAUUUUCUCGUCCCGGAAAGUCUCCAAAUCCUGCUCAUUUCACGCUUCGCUGUUCUCGAGAGAUUACAACGGCAGAACUCGAAGAAGCCUCGAUGUUAUCUCAAAAUGGUCUUUUCAAGACUGAUGAAGAAGCUGCCAACGAUGGUAUGGCUACUUCAAAAUCCUCAGGAGUUCUAAAGCAAUUGCCAACCAUUGCUCUAAUAUGUGAUUUCGUCACAAUGUCUGGAAAGUCUUCCCGCCCUGCACUCCUCAGUUUCAAUGAAGUGCAAACACUUUUCCAUGAAAUGGGACAUGCUAUUCAUUCAAUUCUCGGGCGGACAUCGCUUCAGAAUGUUUCCGGUACUCGUUGUGCUACAGACUUCGCAGAAUUGCCUUCAGUACUUAUGGAACACUUCGCUGCAGAUCCGUCUGUACUCUCUUUAUUUGCACGCCAUUAUGAGACUGAUCAACAGUUACCAUAUGAGAUGGUGGCCGAGAAACUAGCACUAGACAAACGUUUCGAAGGGUCUGAUACAGAAAAUCAGAUAAUCCUUUCCAUGCUUGACUUAGCUUAUCAUUCUGACCUUCCCCUAUCUCCGACUUUCAACUCUACAGAAAUAUACCAUUCUCUACAGCAAAAACAUGGUGCCCUGCCAGUUGAUCCUCCCGGAACGUGUUGGCAAGGAUUCUUCGGGCACUUAUUUGGAUACGGUAGUACUUACUAUAGUUACCUUUUCGACCGAGUUCUAGCGAGGAGGAUUUGGCAAGUGGUAUUCCAAGGUGGGGAAGCCGGUGGUAGCGUUCACAGAGGCAAUGGUGAGAAGAUGAAAGAAGAAGUUCUGAAAUGGGGUGGUGGUAGAGAUCCAUGGAAAUGUUUGGCCGGCGUCCUUGAUGAUGGGCGGGUGGAAAAUGGUGACGAAAAGGCAAUGGCUAUCGUGGGUAGCUGGGGAGUGAAGGAGUAG